Molecule: messenger RNA, 3253 nt
Organism: Phalacrocorax carbo (great cormorant)
Lineage: Eukaryota; Metazoa; Chordata; Aves; Suliformes; Phalacrocoracidae
Source: RefSeq, a predicted model, not a curated record
AUGGCUUUAGAGGUCCAGCUUGAGUUCUCUGAAGAGCAGGGUCUCCCUGGCUCUAAAGUUGGUCUCCACCUUGAAGCUGCUGACAACUCCUACUGUGCCCUGAGAGCUGUAGAACAGAGUGUCCUUCUUCUUCAGCCUGAGCGAGAGUUAUCUGCUGAGAGCGUGUACUACCAACUUCGUGUGAGUGAUUUAUAUGGCUAUUAUUACAAUGGCCUCAACCUGGAAGAUGACAAGCCAGAGAGGUGUACUCCAAUCAAAACCACCUUUUUUGAUGGCUUGUACUAUGAAGCUGUGAAUGUCAGUCGUGAUGGUGAUGUCUACAGGAUUUUCAGGGAUAUGGGCCUGAAGGUUUUCACCAAUUCUGUGCUACGGAAGCCAGUUCUGUGCAAUGAAGACAAAUCAGAUAUGGAAGAUUACCCAGCCUAUUUGGAACAUGGUUUCACCCCUGUCAAUGUCUAUGGCAUAGAUGAGUCAAGGAUUCUUGCUGGGGGUGGUGUUAACACUGUUCGGAAAUUUUUCCCCGAGACCUGGAUUUGGGAUCUGGUUCAUACUGAUUCCAGGGGAGAAGUCAAUGUCUUUUACAGCAUUCCUGACACCAUCACAGAAUGGAAAGCCAGUGCUUUCUGCGUGCAGGAUGAUGCUGGAUUUGGCAUCUCCUCACCUGUUUCACUGACAGCAUUCCAACCAUUCUUUGUGGACCUCACCUUGCCAUACUCUGUCAUUCGAGGGGAAAAAUUUAAUUUAAUAGCCAACGUCUUCAACUACCUCAACAAAUGCAUCCAGAUCAGUGCUGUACUGGCAACAUCGGGUGACUACAAGGCAGAAAUCCUUUCACCAGAGGGCAACACAGCAAGGGUGUGUGCCAAUGAAAGAAAAACGUAUAUUUGGGCUGUUAGCCCUCACAAACUUGGUGAGGUGAAAUUCACAGUUACUGCUGAGGCCAAACUGAAUACCAGAGGUACUGGAAACAGCACAUCCCCAGAAGAGGAGACAAUUCGCAGGGACACCCUGAUUCAAACCCUCCUUGUUGAGCCUGAAGGUAUUAAAAAGGAAUUGACUCAGAGCUCCCUCGUCUGUACAAAAGGCAUAACAUUUUCUGAACCAGUGUCUCUCAGCCUGCCAAGAAACCUAGUGCAGGGAUCAGCCAGAGCUUAUUUUUCUGUCAUUGGAGACAUUUUGGGUACAGCCCUGAGGAACAUGGAGAACCUCCUCCAUAUGCCUUAUGGCUGCGGAGAACAGAACAUGGCCUUGUUCACACCCAACAUCUAUGCCUUGGAUUAUCUGAAUAAGACUGGGCAGCUGACUGAAGAGACUAGGCUCAAGGGUACUGGGUAUUUAUCCACAGGGUACCAAAAACAGCUGUCAUACAAACACUGGGAUGGAUCCUAUAGCUCCUUUGGGACACGAGAUGGGGAAGGGAGUGUAUGGCUCACUGCCUUUGUGUACAAAUCAUUUGCACAAGCCAGUCGCUACAUCUACAUUGAUGACAAUGUCCAGUCUCAAAGUUUGAUCUGGCUGGCAAGCAAGCAGAAGUCAGAUGGCUGCUUUGAAAAUACUGGGUCACAUUUCAACAAUGCUUUGAAGGGUGGAGAAGAAGGUGAAUACUCACUCACAGCCUAUGUUGUGGCAGCGUUGCUGGAGGCUGGACACACUGCUGCACAUCCUGUCGUCCAGAGUGGCAUGAACUGUUUGGAGACUGCAUUUGGCAAUGGGGUCCACAACAUGUAUAACCAGGCACUCUUUGCGUAUGCUUAUGGCUUAGCUGGCAAAGAGAAAAGACGCCAAUUCUUCCUUGAGAAGCUGGACAAGACAGCUACCAGAGAUGGUGGUUUAGUUCAUUGGCAGAGAGAAAAUAAGCCACCAGCAGAAAAUUUCCCUGUCUUGUACCCCCGUGCCCCUUCUGCUGAGAUUGAAAUGACCAGCUAUGUGCUCCUGGCUUUGCUCAACAAAGCCAAACUCACUCCAGAAGACUUAUCCUAUAUUUCUCGCAUUGUGCGCUGGCUUGUCAAGCAACAGAACCCAUACGGUGGUUUCUCCUCCAGCCAGGACACUGUUGUUGCUCUCCAAGCUUUAGCCCAGUAUGGAUACCUCACCUUCUCCAAAAAAAAUCUUAACACAGUCAAAGUCAACUUCAUGGAGUUCCCCAGUAAGACUUUCCAGGUGGAUGACAAGAACCGCUUCUUGCUGCAGCAGGCUUCCUUACCUGCUAUUCCAGGGAAUUACAGUGUGGAAGUGAAAGGCACUGGCUGUGUCUAUCUGCAGACCACCAUGAGAUACAACGUCCAUUUGCCGGAAAGAAAUGCAGGAUUUUCUCUCUCUGUACGGCCGGCCAACGUAUCCUGUACAAGCAACUUCCCACCAAAGUUUGACCUUGUCCUCUCUGCCAGUUACACAGGAAACCGCAAAGUCUCCAACAUGGCCAUUAUUGAUGUGAAGAUGCUCUCAGGUUUUGUUCCUGUAAGAUCUUCCCUGAAAAAGCUUCAGCACGAGAAUUCUGCUGUGGACCACGUAGACAUCAAGAACAACCACAUCCUCUUCUACCUUCAGAAGGUCUCCAGGAAGGAAAUCAGCUUCUCCUUCAGUGUGGAGCAAAGCCUGCCUGUCUCAGAUAUCAAACCAGUGCCAGUACAUAUGUAUGAUUACUACGAAACAGACGAAUAUGCUCUGGCAGAAUACAAAGCACCCUGCUCCCCGCCUUCAGAGUGAAAUCAGAUACGUGCCAGAAGAGGUAAUGGUUCAGGCGGUAUCAGGCAAGCAUUUGUAGAAGAAGAGGAGGAUAAGAGACUUGGUUGUUUCUGGGAGGGCAAUGAAAAGCACAUAGAAGAAUGAAGAAUAAGCAAAUCUCAAAUUCCAGUAGAUCAGAUGGACCCAUUGUGGCCCACACUUCAAAAGAGCUUGGGGUCAGUGUGGAUCAGAAACUCCAGAUGAAGUGCUUUUCCUAACAAAGGAAAUACUGUGCCAUUGUUAACCCUGACCAUCCAUCUUUUUGGAAACCCAUGACAUAUAUUCCAGUGGGAGCUUUGUUUAAAGGUAAACUCCUGAAACAACUGUUCUUGGCCAUACAUUCCUCUUAAGAAAUCCAAGAUUAGGAGGAUAAUCUGCUGCUGCUGCUGCUUCUGUAGAUUGUAUUGGUUUUGGUCUUUCCAUUUUUCCUGAAGGAAGAUUCUGAAGAAAUGGCUUUGAGCCUCACUUUUUUUCAGUGAUUGAACUGAAUCAUUCACAGAUGUCAGAAUUGUAGUCGCAGGGAGGCAAC